CCAUCGUCAUGAAAAUUGCCAUCUCUUGUGUUAUUGCGAGCUUCUUGCUCUUAAGCUUUGUUGAUCUAUCCGCAGGAACGGAUUGUGGAUGCCCGACUACGACAACUCCAUGUCCGCCAACAACAACCACAUGUACAACAACGACAACCACAUGCACACCAAAAACAACCAAAUGUACAACAACAACAAAACCACCUCAUGUACAACAACAACAACCACAUGCACACCAAAAACCACCUCAUGUAAAACAACAACCACAUGCACACCAAAAACCACCUCAUGUAAGACAACAACCACAUGCACACCAAAAACAACAACCACAUGCACACCAAAAACCACCUCAUGUAAAACAACAACCACAUGCACACCAAAAACCACCUCAUGUAACAACAACUCCUUGUACAACAACAACAACUCCUUGUACAACAACAACAACCACAUGCACACCAAAAACCACCUCAUGUAAAACAACAACCACAUGCACACCAAAAACCACCUCAUGUACAACAACAACUCCUUGUACAACAACAACAACUCCUUGUACAACAACAACAACCACAUGCACACCAAAAACAACCUCAUGUAAAACAACAACCACAUGCACACCGAAAACCACCUCAUGUAAGACAACAACCAAGAAAACCACCUCUUGUUGGCCUAAGACAACCAAACGUAGACCACGCAAGCCCCAUGGACCAUGUGGUCCCGGAGGUAAGGCUUGUCCCGGCUGCCCAUCUCAAGCACAGCUCUGCAAGGAGCUCUUGAGAGAACUGGACGCCAUUGAAAGGAAGAUCAGGUACUGUGUCUGUGGAGGGUGUAUGUAACUGUUGUAAGACGGAUAUGGACCCAGUAUUGUGAACCAUCAGCCCGAUCACUGACUGAUCAAAAUGGAUACCCACUGAAACUCGUUAAUUAGUUUAUAAUACCUAUUUUUUGUUUAAAUAAAAAUGAAUUCUAUUGCAUACCAA
This is a messenger RNA of Drosophila innubila, 968 nucleotides long. Its product is annotated as salivary glue protein Sgs-3-like. Lineage: Eukaryota; Metazoa; Arthropoda; Insecta; Diptera; Drosophilidae. Bases 9 to 824 code for a protein of 271 amino acids. The transcript has 3 exons. The record is from RefSeq and is a predicted model, not a curated record.